GAAGUGCCCGCGCUCCCCGUUGUAAGGAAGCCCGGCUCCCUCAGCUCCGUCCUUGUGUGGGCCCCGCGCGCCGCUGGCCGAUCGCGGCCACCUGUUUCCCGCCCCCGUAUUUAAACCGCUUGGCGCGUGCGCGGCCAUUAAACGGUCGGAGUCGGCCCGCUGCUGAGGGAGACCGUCCCGUAUGCCGUCUUUCGCUCCUGUCUGUUCCUGCGGUGCUGCGGUUCAGUAUUUGCAAGGCUUCUGUGGCAUUUUGCUGGAGGUAUUAAAGGUGCUCUGUUUGAUAUGGAGAAUAGCAUCUGGUCUUCUGUGUAUGGCAGUAGUGGAGGGGUGAAAGUGAAUGCGAUUACUUGAGCAGUGCAACUCACAGCUCAGUGAUUGCAGAAAUGACUACCCCAAACAAGACACCGCCUGGUGCUGAUCCAAAGCAGUUAGAGAGGACGGGUACUGUAAGAGAAAUAGGCUCACAAGCAGUUUGGUCACUUUCUUCUUGUAAACCAGGAUUUGGGGUGGAUCAGUUACGAGAUGAUAAUCUGGAAACGUACUGGCAGUCGGAUGGAUCGCAGCCUCAUUUGGUGAACAUCCAAUUUAGACGAAAAACAACAGUGAAGACAUUAUGUAUCUAUGCAGACUACAAGUCUGAUGAAAGCUACACUCCAAGCAAAAUCUCUGUCAGAGUGGGAAAUAAUUUUCAUAAUCUCCAGGAAAUCCGGCAACUUGAAUUAGUGGAACCAAGCGGCUGGAUUCAUGUUCCUUUAACAGAUACCCAUAAGAAGCCUAUCCGCACAUUUAUGAUUCAGAUAGCUGUUCUAGCUAAUCACCAAAAUGGAAGAGACACUCACAUGAGACAAAUCAAAGUGUACACCCCAGUGGAAGAGAGCUCUAUUGGUAAAUUUCCUAGAUGUACAACAAUUGAUUUCAUGAUGUAUCGCUCCAUAAGGUAAAAUUUCCUAAUGGUAAAUAAAGACAUCUUUUCGAUGGCAGUGUUGUUGUUAAAAUACUUGAUUACUUUAAAGCAAGGUUAACUUCAGUGUGAUUCUGUGUUUACAUUUAUGUUUUGUAUGAUUUUGAAAUAAAAUCUUUUAUUACAGU
Tympanuchus pallidicinctus (lesser prairie-chicken) is the source of this 1089-nucleotide messenger RNA. It is a transcript of the gene ANAPC10, whose product is annotated as anaphase promoting complex subunit 10. Bases 384 to 941 code for a protein of 185 amino acids. The transcript is spliced from 6 exons. Gene Ontology annotation, biological process: protein K11-linked ubiquitination; anaphase-promoting complex-dependent catabolic process. The record is from RefSeq and is a predicted model, not a curated record. Gene Ontology annotation, cellular component: anaphase-promoting complex. Lineage: Eukaryota; Metazoa; Chordata; Aves; Galliformes; Phasianidae.